AUGGAUUAUUUACUUGAAGACUGGAAAUCUUCGCUCGCGUCCAUUGCGACUACCCUGCUUGAUGGCAAUCCGACUGCAAUCUUGCUAGCGCUCGUCGUCACACUCACUCUACCUAUUCUCUUGCAUUGGAUAAUCUAUCGCAAAGCAGCCAGCCCACCUUUGUCUACUUUUGUGUUGCUUGGACCGAGUGGAGCUGGAAAGACUGCGUUUCUAUCUUUGGUCGAGUCGUCUUCUUUAUAUAAAGCCAAGACACCAUCCCACAGUACUCAUACUUCGCAAACAUCCACCUCCACAACCGUGACCUUACCCCCCUCGGUGCCCAUAUUUUCCAAUCGGUAUCGCUCAGUGAACGAUCCCAGUCUCCCCGAUGCCAAAAGAAAUGCAGUCAAAUAUGUCCUGCGCGAUACACCGGGCCACGGUAAAUUGCGAUCCGCGCAAUUGACUCAACUGCAAACGGAGCUCAGCUCAAAGAGUAAGAAGGAAGCUUCAUCGAUCUGCGGAAUCAUUUUCUUCGUGGAUGCUGCUUCUUUAGUAGAGGGAGCGGAGAAUCUGCGAGAUUAUGCGGGUUACUUAUACGAUAUUCUACUUGUACUGCAGAAAAUUGUGUUGAGUAAAGGCAAACUGUCCAAGAAAGCAGGAACGAACUUUCCUAUCUUGGUAGCUGCGAAUAAGCAAGAUUUAUUCACGGCUCUACCACCUGGUUCUGUCAAGCAAAAGCUCGAGUCUGAAAUUGACCGGAUUCGACAGACGCGUCAAAAGGGUCUUUUGGAUGCUAGUGCUAAUCCGGAACAUGAUGAGGAUGGAGAAGAGGUUCUAGGCGGAGAUGGUGAUAAAUUCACGUUCCAUGGAUUGGAGGAUGAUAUCGGUGUCAAAGUAGACGUUGUUGGUGGAUUCGCCAAGGCUGAGAAUGAGAAGGAUGGUGUGAGUGCGACUGGGAUUCGGAAAUGGGAAGAAUGGAUCGGAUCGUGCCUGUGA
Talaromyces stipitatus ATCC 10500 is the source of this 975-nucleotide messenger RNA. Its product is annotated as SRP receptor beta subunit (Srp102), putative. The record is from RefSeq and is a predicted model, not a curated record. NCBI's taxonomy places the organism in Eukaryota, Fungi, Ascomycota, Eurotiomycetes, Eurotiales, Trichocomaceae. The transcript is spliced from 2 exons. Bases 1 to 975 code for a protein of 324 amino acids.